This is a messenger RNA of Pediculus humanus corporis (human body louse), 2712 nucleotides long. RefSeq lists its product as uncharacterized. The transcript is spliced from 12 exons. NCBI's taxonomy places the organism in Eukaryota, Metazoa, Arthropoda, Insecta, Psocodea, Pediculidae. The record is from RefSeq and is a predicted model, not a curated record. Gene Ontology annotation, molecular function: ATP binding; protein kinase activity. Gene Ontology annotation, biological process: protein phosphorylation. Bases 1 to 2712 code for a protein of 903 amino acids.
AUGCCAGCUGUUUCAAGGCCAGGAAGUUUAAAAGAUCCAGAAAUUGCUGAGCUCUUUGAUAAAGAAGAUCCAGAAAAAAUUUUUGAAGACUUAAGGGAAAUAGGACAUGGUAGCUUUGGCGCCGUUUAUUAUGCCAGGUGUCUUUUGACUAGAGAAAUAGUGGCUAUAAAAAAAAUGUCAUACCUUGGAAAACAAAGUUUAGAAAAAUGGCAAGACAUAUUAAAGGAAAUUAGAUUUUUAAGACAAUUAAAGCAUCCAAAUACAAUAGAAUAUAAAGGUUGUUUUUUGAGGGAUCAUACAGCCUGGCUCGUAAUGGAAUAUUGUUUAGGAUCCGCUUCAGACAUAAUUGAAGUUCACAAAAGACCUUUAAAGGAAGAAGAGAUAGCAGCAAUUUGUGAAGGAGUUUUAAGAGGACUAAGUUAUUUACAUUCUUUGGGUAGAAUUCACAGAGAUGUUAAGGCUGGUAACAUUUUGUUAACAGAAAAUGGAACAGUUAAACUAGCCGAUUUCGGUUCUGCUAGUAUUAAAUGUCCAGCCAAUAGUUUUGUUGGGACGCCGUAUUGGAUGGCUCCCGAGGUGAUUUUGGCCAUGGACGAAGGACAGUAUGAUGGAAAAGUUGAUGUUUGGUCUUUAGGGAUAACUUGUGUUGAAUUAGCCGAAAGAAAACCGCCAUAUUUUAACAUGAACGCUAUGAGUGCUUUAUAUCACAUUGCUCAGAAUGAUACACCACAAUUGCAAUCAUCGGAAUGGAGUGAAGUUUUCCGUCAUUUUGUUGAUUCCUGCUUGAAAAAAAAUCCAAACGAACGCCCGACUUCAGGCAAAUUAUUGUCUCAUCAAUUAGUUACAAGGCAAAGAUCUUCUCACGUAUUAAUAGAUCUAAUACAAAGAACCAAAGCUGCUGUAAGGGAAUUAGAUAAUUUAAAUUACAGAAAAAUGAAAAAAAUUUUAAUGGUCGAUUCAUCAGAAAAUGAAAGUACAGUUGGUGAUGCCGAUGAUACUCCGGACGAACAAGCAGGAGGGGAUUCCAGUAAGAGCAAUAGUAUUACUUCUGAACACUCAAUUCAUUCAAUGGGUGUUAGUGCUUCAUCACAAAGUAGUAGUACAAAUUCAUUGCCACCUACAGAUCCAAAUUCGAGGAGACAUAAGGUAUUGUUGUAUACAGUAAAAAAAAAAAAAGCAGUUUGCAUAAAGUUUCAAGUUAAAAAAAAUAUCAAAAUUAUUGGUGAUCACGGUGCUAAUAAUUUUGCUACCAUUCGAACAACAUCAAUUGUUACUAAACAACAAAAAGAACACAUGCAAGAGGAAAUGCACGAGCAAAUGACAGGAUAUAAAAGAAUGAGGAAAGAGCAUCAGGGUGCUUUAUUAAAGUUGGAAGAGCGUUGCAAAGUAGACAUGGAUACCCAUAAACAAUUAUUGGAUAAAGAAUAUGAGUCAUUACUUCAACAGUUUAGCAAAGACCUUGAAAAAUUACAAGUAAAACACAUACAAGAAUUAGACCGAAAGUAUAAACAAAAUUCAGCGGCAGAAAAAAAACUAUUUAAAGAAAUUAGCAGUAAGCAAGAAGCGGAUAGAAAAAUAUUUGAAACGCAGAAGAAAAAGGAGUAUAAAACAAAUAAGGAGCGAUGGAAAAAGGAAUUAAGUUUGGAUGAAGCUACUCCAAAAAGGCAAAGGGAUGCCGCCCUUCAGAGUCAGAAGGAAAAUAUGAAACAGCUUGAAGCUCAGGAAGAGCAAAGAUUGAUUAGAGGCCAAAAAGAAUAUUUGGAUUUGGAGAUGAGAAAAUUUAGAAGAAAAAAAGUAUUAGCUUGCCAUAGUCUAGAACAGGAAUUAUUAAGGGAAGAAUUGAAAAAGAGACAGCAACAAUUAGAACAGGCACACGCGAUGCUUUUGCGUCAUCACGAAAAAACGCAAGACUUGGAAUAUAGACAGCAAAAAGCUGUCCAUCAAUUAAAAGAAGAGCAAAUUCAAAAGCAACACCAAACAGAGCUGCAAAGUCAACAAGACUAUACUGAAAGAGCUGAAAGAGAAUUAAGAAAAAAACACGCUCUUGAGUUGAAGCAACAACCUAAAAGUUUGAAGCAAAAAGAAAUGCAAAUAAGGAAACAGUUUAGAGAAACUUGUAAAAUACAAACAAGGCAAUAUAAAGCUUUAAAAUCGCAAAUCCUUCAGACAACAGGCAAGGAAGAACAAAAAACUGUUAUAAAAAAAUUAAAAGAAGAGCAAAGACGAAAACUCGCGUUAUUAGGUGAUCAGUACGAACAAAGUAUUGCAGAAAUGUUACAAAAACAAUCCAUACGAUUAGAUGAAUCCCAAGAAGUUGAAUAUCAUAAUUUAAAAAAGAGACUGCAUUAUGAAUUAGACAUAUUGACGGCUUAUCAGUCUAAAAAUAAAAUGCAGUCUGAGGCUCAAAGAAAUAGAGAGAGGAAAGAAUUAGAAGAUAGAAUUGCAGUGAGACGAUCCGUAUUAGAGCAAAAGAUGGAUCAAGAAACUCAGCAAUUUUUACAAGAGCGUUCCGAAAGAAUAAGACUUUUACACGAACGACAGCAUAGAGAAUUAGAACAAUUUGACGAAGAAUCAGACAAAUUAGGAUUUAGUGCACUGGCUAUAUCUGAAGCUUGUAAGGAAUGCUACGCGGAUGACGAUAGUAUUUCCGGGUCAAUGCUUAGUUUAGCUCAUAGCAACAGCUCGACGUCGUUUCCUCCUACAAGUCUUUAA